AUGUGAAAAAAUCGUAAAAAUUUAAGAAAUUAUUACAAUACCGAAUUUUAUGCAAUACAACAAAAAGGUUUUUUAAACAAUAGGAUCGAAAUAUUUUCGUUCAUUCCUACUCAGAUAUUAUAUGCUAAAAUAUAAACGCUUAUAAUUAUUAUUAUGGCAUCAACUAUUGUAACAUGUUUCUUACGAAGGAAUUUUAUAAUAAAAACAUUCGCCCUUAAUAAUAAAACGGUCCUGAAAUCGUUUCCUCGUGGUUUCACGUUUGACAAAAAAGUUAAUUUAGUGCUAAGUCGAAAUAUAAAUUACCCCGUAGUAUGUAAUGAAACUUGGAAACGUUUUUACGCGAUUCAAGCUGCCGAAGGCAAAAAUAGUGAUUUCUGCAUUGAUAACAAGGUUACAAUAAUUGGAAAAGAUGUACCAGCCCCUAUUACUGAUAUUGAAAAGAGUGAAUUUCCAGAUUAUGUAAAAGAAUACUUGAAAAGUCAAGGAUUUUCCGAACCCACAAUUAUUCAGGCCCAAGGAUGGCCUGUAGCUCUAUCUGGCCAAAACUUUGUUGGCAUAGCACAAACAGGAACAGGAAAAACUCUGGCAUACCUCAUCCCUGCCCUAAUACAUCUAAAAACAACAGUCGGAAGAAAAGGAAGAGGACCCAGAGUGCUCAUAUUGGCCCCGACUAGAGAGCUAGCUAGACAAAUUGAAGAAGUUGCUAAAGAUUUUGAGAAAAAGAUGAGUGUUCGUUGCUUAUGCAUUUAUGGUGGUGUAAGCAGAACACCGCAGGCUGAGAAGCUGCAAGCGGGUGUCGAUAUAUUAAUAGCGACUCCUGGAAGACUUAAUGAUUUUAUUGACAGUAGAAUCACAAACUUAAGUCGUUGCUCAUAUGUUGUGUUGGAUGAAGCCGAUAGAAUGUUAGACAUGGGAUUUGAACCUCAAAUAAGAAAGGCAUUAGAGGGAGUUCCCUACGAGAGACAGAUUCUUAUGUUCUCAGCAACCUGGCCUAAAGAAGUUCAACACUUAGCUGAAGACUAUCUCAGAGAAUAUGUGCAAGUAAAUGUUGGCUCCACCGAGUUGUCUGCAAAUCAUAACAUCCAGCAACAUAUCUAUGUCUGUGAUCAAACGGAAAAAAUGGAAAAAUUCAAAUCUAUUAUGCACGAUGUAUGUGGCAGCAGUGCUGGAAAAAUUCUAGUUUUCACAAAUACUAAAAGAUUUGUAGAUACACUAACAUUAACGCUGAAAAGGAAUGGGUGGCGAGCUGAUGGUAUUCACGGAGACAAAUCACAGCUGCAAAGAGACAAUGUGAUAAAUAGAUUUAAACAGGGGCGCUCAAACAUACUUGUUGCUACAGAUGUGGCUGCCCGAGGACUAGAUGUCGAUGGAGUUACACAUGUAAUUAACUAUGAUUUUCCAAAUACAUCCGAGGACUACAUCCAUCGUAUCGGCAGAACUGGUCGGCAACAGAACAAGGGUGAAUCACACACACUGCUAACAGAGGAUGAUGGAAGACAAGCUAAAAGUCUAAUUGAAGUGCUGAAAGAAGCUAAACAGGAAAUACCACAAGAACUACUAGAAUUAGCCAGAUCCUAUAAUCAAGACAAAAUGUUGGAGAGACAAACAAAACAAAAGUUUCAUUCCAACAACAAAUAUAACAAGAGAAGUUGGAACCCGAAUCAAAGAUUCAAUCGGUUUAGAGACAACAGAUACUAGUACAAUGUCUAGACAAAAUAUAAAUUAGUUACAGGCAUUAGCCAAUAUGUUAGCUGUUUACUUUAUAAGGGGCCUGUUAUUAUCUUUGAAUAAGAUAA
This is a messenger RNA of Aricia agestis (brown argus), 1796 nucleotides long. RefSeq names its product ATP-dependent RNA helicase p62-like. Gene Ontology annotation, cellular component: cytoplasm; ribonucleoprotein complex; nucleus. Lineage: Eukaryota; Metazoa; Arthropoda; Insecta; Lepidoptera; Lycaenidae. The transcript is spliced from 5 exons. The record is from RefSeq and is a predicted model, not a curated record. Gene Ontology annotation, molecular function: RNA binding; ATP binding; RNA helicase activity. Bases 154 to 1698 code for a protein of 514 amino acids.